Messenger RNA from Lacerta agilis (Sand lizard), 4924 nucleotides. It is a transcript of the gene TAF2, whose product is annotated as TATA-box binding protein associated factor 2. Gene Ontology annotation, cellular component: transcription factor TFIID complex. The coding region runs from base 159 to 3752 and encodes 1197 amino acids. The record is from RefSeq and is a predicted model, not a curated record. Gene Ontology annotation, biological process: transcription initiation at RNA polymerase II promoter. The transcript has 26 exons. Lineage: Eukaryota; Metazoa; Chordata; Lepidosauria; Squamata; Lacertidae. Gene Ontology annotation, molecular function: chromatin binding; RNA polymerase II general transcription initiation factor activity; transcription cis-regulatory region binding.
AUUGUUGCCUCUUGGGACUAUUCUAAGAUUUUCUGGUGAAAGAUCUUUAAUGAGAAGAAAUCAGCCAAAAAAGGAAGAAUUAAAGUUACUUUUGAAAAGACUGCUAAUGAGGCUUGUGAUGUGUAUUUGAUUUUCAUCAAGGUUCAGUACUACUAUUUAUGAUGAACAGGAAGAAAGGAGACAAGGGGUUUGAGAGCCCAAGACCUUAUAAAUUAACCCACCAGGUGGUCUGUAUCAACAACAUAAAUUUCCAGAGAAAAUCUGUUGUUGGUUACGUGGAGCUGACGAUAUUUCCCACCGUUGCAAAUCUGAAUAGAAUCAAGCUGAACAGUAAACAAUGUAGGAUAUACAGAGUGAGAGUCAACGAUCUGGAAGCAGCUUUUAUUUAUAACGACCCCACACUGGAAGUAUGUCACCAUGAGUCAAAACAGAGAAAUCUCAACUACUUUUCCAAUGCGUAUGCUGCUGCAGUCAGUGCUGUGGACCCGGAUGCUGGAAAUGGAGAGCUGUGUAUCAAGGUGCCGUCAGAGCUUUGGAAGCACGUCGAUGAAUUAAAAGUCUUGAAGGUACAUAUCAACUUUUCUCUGGACCAGCCAAAAGGAGGCCUUCAUUUUGUGGUACCCAACGUAGAAGGAAGCUUAGCAGAGAGAGGGGCCCAUGUCUUCUCUUGCGGGUAUCAAAAUUCUACAAGGUUUUGGUUUCCUUGUGUUGAUUCAUACUCCGAACUAUGCACAUGGAAACUGGAAUUUACCGUGGAUGCCACAAUGGUGGCGGUCUCAAAUGGUGACCUGGUGGAAACGGUGUAUACUCAUGAUAUGAGAAAAAAGACCUUCCAUUAUAUGCUGACAAUUCCAACUGCAGCAUCUAACAUCUCUUUGGCCAUCGGACCAUUUGAAAUCCUUGUUGAUCCAUACAUGCAUGAGGUGACUCAUUUCUGCUUACCCCAGCUUCUCCCGCUGCUCAAACACACCACAUCUUAUCUCCAUGAAGUAUUUGAAUUCUAUGAAGAGAUACUUACAUGCCGCUAUCCUUACUCCUGUUUCAAGACGGUUUUUGUAGACGAGGCCUAUGUUGAAGUAGCUGCUUACGCUUCCAUGAGCAUUUUUAGCACAAACCUUUUGCACAGUGCAAUGAUAAUAGAUGAGACCCCGCUGACCAGGAGAUGUUUGGCUCAGGCUCUGGCCCAGCAGUUUUUUGGCUGUUUCAUAUCGAGAAUGUCUUGGUCAGAUGAGUGGGUGUUGAAGGGAAUCUCUGGCUAUAUUUAUGGCCUCUGGAUGAAGAAAACCUUUGGUGUAAAUGAGUAUCGGCACUGGAUCAAGGAGGAACUGGACAAAAUAGUUGUGUAUGAACUGAAGACCGGUGGAGUCUUACUUCAUCCAAUCUUUGGUGGAGGAAAAGAAAAAGACAACCCUGCAUCACACCUGCAUUUUUCUAUAAAGCAUCCUCACACAUUGUCAUGGGAAUACUACACUAUGUUCCAAUGCAAAGCCCACCUAGUCAUGAGACUCAUAGAAAACAGAAUAAGCAUGGAGUUCAUGUUACAGGUUUUCAACAAGCUCUUGAGCCUGGCCAGCACUGCCUCAUCUCAGAAGUUCCAGUCUCAUAUGUGGAGUCAGAUGCUGGUUUCCACAUCUGGAUUUUUGAAAUCCAUCUCCAAUGUCUCUGGCAAAGACAUUCAACCGUUAAUAAAGCAAUGGGUAGAUCAGAGUGGUGUGGUAAAGUUUUAUGGCAGCUUUGCAUUUAAUAGAAAACGAAAUGUGCUAGAGUUAGAAAUAAAGCAAGACUAUACAUCUCCUGGGACACAGAAAUAUGUGGGCCCUUUGAAAGUGACGGUGCAAGAGCUUGAUGGAUCUUUCAACCACACGCUUCAGAUAGAAGAAAACAGCCUUAAACACGACAUACCCUGCCACUCGAAAAGCAGACGAAACAAGAAGAAAAAGAUUCCUCUGAUGAAUGGGGAGGAAGUUGACAUGGAUCUUUCUGCCAUGGAUGCCGAUUCUCCCUUACUCUGGAUCAGAAUAGACCCGGAUAUGUCUGUACUGAGGAAGGUAGAAUUCGAACAGGCUGACUUCAUGUGGCAGUACCAGCUCCGAUACGAGAGAGAUGUGGUUGCACAGGAAGAAUCCAUUUUGGCCCUCCAGAAGUUCCCUACUCCAGCUUCACGACUUGCGCUGACUGAUAUACUUGAGCAAGAACAGUGCUUCUACCGAGUGAGGAUAAUGGCAUGCUUCUGUCUUGCAAAGAUUGCAAAUUUCAUGGUGAGCACGUGGACAGGACCACCAGCCAUGAAAUCGCUCUUCACCCGGAUGUUCUGUUGUAAAAGUUGCCCAAACAUUGUGAAAACCAAUAACUUCAUGAACUACCAGAGCUACUUUCUGCAGAAGACGAUGCCUGUCGCUAUGGCCUUGCUGAGAGAUGUCCAUAAUCUAUGUCCUAAAGAGGUUUUGACGUUCAUUUUAGAUCUCAUCAAGUACAACGACAAUAGAAAAAACAAGUUUUCAGACAACUAUUACCGUGCAGAGCUGAUAGAUGCGCUAGCAAACUCUGUAACUCCUGCCGUCAGUGUGAACAAUGAAGCCCGGACACUCGAUAACUUAAAUCCUGAUGUUCGCCUCAUUCUUGAGGAAAUUACCAGGUUCUUAAACAUGGAAAAGCUACUGCCCAGCUAUAGGCACACCAUUGCGGUCAGUUGCUUGAAUGCCAUUCGCAUACUACAGAAGAACGGGCAUGUCCCAAGUGAUCCUGCUGUCUUUAAGUCCUAUGCGGAAUAUGGGCACUUUGUGGAUAUCCGAAUAGCAGCUCUGGAGGCAGUUGUUGAUUACACAAAAGUUGACAGAAGUUACGAGGAACUACAGUGGCUGCUCAAUAUGGUCCAGAACGACCCUGUGCCUUAUGUCAGACAUAAGAUAUUGAACAUGUUGACAAAGAACCCUCCAUUUACCAAGAACAUGGAAUCUCCUUUGUGCAAUGAAGCGCUGGUGGAUCAGCUCUGGAAACUAAUGAAUUCAGGUACAUCCCACGACUGGAGGCUGCGCUGUGGGGCUGUCGACCUGUACUUCACGCUGUUUGGCCUCAGCAGGCCUUCCUGCUUGCCGCUGCCAGAACUUGGGCUGGUCCUUAACCUAAAAGAAAAGAAAGCUGUGCUGAAUCCUACCAUCAUUCCUGAGGCGGGGGCAAGUGGUCCGGAACCGCCUAACAAUCCAAACAAUCUGGGUCAAAUAGUUGGCUUCCAAAGCACUGACGAUGACCACCUUGCUAAGGAAGCAGCAGUUAUCCCCCUACCUCAUCAGCAGGGGUUGAAGAGGAAGGCCGACACGCCUCUUGGGUCCCCGCUAGAACCAGGCCAGAUACUCGAGAAGAAUGAAGACAGUAAAGUCAAACUCAAAAUAAGAUUCUCAAACUCUCAGGAGGAAGAAGAGAUUGAUAUGGACACGGUUCAUGACAGCCAAGCGUUCAUCUACCAUCAUUUGAAUAUGCUGGAAAGACCAUCAACGCCAGGCAAAGAACAGUCAUCGCAAGAGCUAAGCAUGUUGCCGAUUCCUGUGCCUACACUGCCCGGUUUUACAAAAGAGUCCAGCUCUUCCAAGCACAGCGAGCACCACCACCACCACAAGAAGAAGAAGAAGAAACACAAGCACAAACACAAGCACAAGCACAAGCACGACACCAAAGAGAAAGAGAAAGAGCCUUUCACCUUCUCCAACAGCCCUGCCAGCGGGCGUUCCAUUCGCUCGCCAUCCCUGUCAGACUGAAGCAAGCUACUCCAGAGUUGGCAGAGCACAUGGAAGCAGUGUGCAUGCUACCGUUGCUUUAUGAUUAAGCGCAUGUCACUGCGGUGGCUCAGAAGGCAUGUUCAGAUUGAAAUCCCUUGGUAUCUGUUGUCCAGCCGCAACCAUGCAUGAACCCCGUGAUCGUUCACCGUGCAACCAACCUUACAUUUGCAAAAAGAGAAGCAACUCAUUUCAGAUGCAAAUGUUGCCUGUCCACAGCCCGGGAGUGGCUAUCCGUGUAUCUUGCCAGAACGAACUAUAUUUUAAACGUUUUGAUAGCUGUCGUGAAGUGAAGUGUGUGUUAAACAUAAGCUGAAUGCCAAACUUGGAAAAGCUGGGGUUCACUGUACAGUGUUCUAUAACAUAAUGUAAGACUUCCUGAGGCUUUUGUACAAUCUCUUUUCCACAUAUUUAACCAUCGCUCUGUGUGUUGUUGUUUUUUAAAGCCUAGAAUGUUGCAUACUCCGUUAAAAGCUUCAUUUUUUUAAAAAAGAUGUCUGGCAUUUUUGAAACACGUUUGAGCAGAGCAUUCAGCAAUCCUUUUCCUUAACUGUUCAUCGCAAGGGGGAAAUGCUACUGUGUACACAUGUCACUGUGCCCUCUAAUCAGAAUUGUGUAUAAUGAAGUUCAUGCAAAAGCAAAUCCUUAAAAAGUGGGAAAGGAUACUUUCCCCCCAUAGAAUCUCAAUUAGAAACACUCCUCGGGGUGAAAUAGUUGCUACAAAACUUCUUGAACUCUUCUGAUUUCUAGUAAACUUGUUUAGAAACUCAGUUUUUUUUUAAAAAAAGAAGAAGUAUUUUUAAAUGUACAGUGAGUGAACUCAAACAUGAAACUGUGACAGGCUGCUUUAUUACAUAAAACAAUAAUAUCCAAGUAUUUCAUUGCUGAGCUUAAUUAUGUGAAAUGGGACUGCUUUUUAAAAACAUUUUUAUUUAAUUUCUAUGUUUUGUUGGUGCUUCCCUUCUUCCCCCAGUUUCCUAUAAUAUUUUGAGUUGUUUCCCCUACCAGUCUUUAGGUUAAGAUUCCUUUAAAAAGACAACAACAAAUUGUGUGCACAGAUACUUUUAGUUACUUAGCUUAUUGAUAGUGGAAAGAGACAAUUCUGAUCCGUGAGAAGAUACUUAAUGAGAGGGACCCAAUAAGGAUUUUUUAAA